Molecule: messenger RNA, 1481 nt
Organism: Cimex lectularius (bed bug)
Lineage: Eukaryota; Metazoa; Arthropoda; Insecta; Hemiptera; Cimicidae
Product: metaxin-1
Exons: 7
Coding region: 273-1229 (318 amino acids)
Biological process (GO): mitochondrion organization
Cellular component (GO): SAM complex
Source: RefSeq, a predicted model, not a curated record
GGCAAUCUGGAUUUUCAUCCAUUAACAAAAGUGGAUUAUUUGUAACCAUAAACUCGAGAAAAUCUGAUUCACUUUUAUAUUAUAAUCAGACAUAUACAUUUUUUAAGAAUAUGAAAUACAAAAUAAAUACCAACAGAUGCACAACCUUCCUCUUAUCAGUAGAGGAAGGUUUCAAAUUUACUUCUUGUCAGACUUGUUUUAAGUUAAGUAGCAAUUUACAUUUUCCACGGCUUUAUUGUCUCCUUUAAGUAUUUUUAAAAUUAGUGUGAGAAAUGAGUGUAAAUACAAGAACCAAACUGAAGUUAGACGUAUGGAAAGGGGAUUGGGGUUUGCCAUCAAUCGACUUGGACUGUCUUAGAUUCAUGACCUAUAUUAAAUUUUCGGGUUUGGAACUGGAAGUGAAUGCGACUAGCAAUCCGUUCUGGGCGCCGGAUGGUAAGCUGCCUGUCCUACGUUUAAACACGAAGAACAUCACCAAAUACGAGGAUCUAGUGCAGUACAUAACAUCUCGUGAUUCGAAUCCCGACCAUGGCUUAUCCAACAAACAGCAGGGUGAAAUAGAAGCAUUUACGAGUUUAAUGAAAGAAAAACUAUACCCCGCUUUACAAUAUGUUUGUUGGAUAGAUGCAAAAAAUAGUAAUGGAGUCAUUAGACCAUGGUAUAGUAAGGCGAUACCAUUUCCAUUUAGUUUCUACUAUCCAGGACAAAUGGCAACUAACGCUCAAGAAAUGAUCACAACAUUGUAUGAAAACAUCGAAUUAGAUAAAGAUAUUGAAGCGAAGGUCUACAGUGAUGCUCAAAAAUGUCUAACGACUUUAUCAGUUAGGCUAGGAGAUAAUGAUUUCAUGUUUGGAGCACAUCCGACUUCAAUUGAUGCAACAAUGUUUGCAUUCCUUGCACCGCUGCUCAAAGCACCUCUUCAGAAUGUUUCGCUUCAGAAUCAUUUAAAAGCCUGCCCCAAUCUUCACCAUUUUGUCUCAAGGAUAAAUCAAAGAUAUUACUCUAAAGAUUACUAUGAUUAUGAAAAUAAAAGGAAAGAGGAAGCCAAAUCUCAGCAGCAUAAAGAUUCUGAAUUUCCACAUAAAACUAGAAAUCAACUUUUGGCUGUUCUCUUUGCGGCGAUUGCAAUGUUUAGUUAUGCCUUACAUGCUGGAAUUGUAGAGCGCGAGCCAAUCGAAGGUGACCACUUCACACAAGAAGAUCCGUACAGUCAUGAAGGAGAAGACUAGGCCCAAUAUAAAUUGUCAUCUUACAUUUCUUGUAGGAUAAUGUUAUAGUCACUAAUUAUAGUACUGUAUAUAUUGAACUGAAAAAUUAUUUUGACUGUUAAGAAAAAACUUUUUUUUUUGUAAUGAGAUUGUGAUUUAUACAUUUUUCUUUUGUAUGGAAAUUCUUUUUACAUGUCAAUAAGUUUGUAUAGUAAUUUAAUUUUGGUUUGGUUUUUUAGUAAUUUAUCCAAUAAAUCCUUAAUUAUUUUGGAA